This is a messenger RNA of Culex quinquefasciatus (southern house mosquito), 910 nucleotides long. Its product is annotated as general odorant-binding protein 45-like. Lineage: Eukaryota; Metazoa; Arthropoda; Insecta; Diptera; Culicidae. The transcript has a single exon. Bases 35 to 757 code for a protein of 240 amino acids. The record is from RefSeq and is a predicted model, not a curated record. Gene Ontology annotation, biological process: sensory perception of smell. Gene Ontology annotation, molecular function: odorant binding.
AAAACCCCAUCCCGUAACAAUUACCCUCGUCACAAUGCUGAAUCUACUUGCUCGAACAACUUUCCUCGGUGGAGUCAUCGUACUUGCAGCAUAUCACAAUGCCAACUUCAAGAGCACCAACUCAGCUCGCCAGGAGUGCGUCCUCUAUCGAGACGUUCAGAAUCUCACCCUAAUCGGAACACGCUUCCGCAGUGACCUGGAAUCAACCUGCGUGUGCCGCUGCGAACUGAUCAAGAUUGGCCUCUGGACGGACGCACUCGGACAUCUAGAGAUCCCGACGAUGCAGUUCUACAACGGCGAUCCAAACAACCUAACCUUCUUGGAAAAUGUCCGAGAAUGCGUAUCGGAAAUUCCUCCCAACCUGGACCUGUGCUACCGUGCGUUCAAGUACUACAAGUGCUACGUGUCCUACUUUGGCGACGUCAACCUCGAUUUACCACGUUUUGUGCCGUCAACCGACCUCCAGCAGCAGCAAACCGUAGUAGACUGCGCCAGAAUUCUACAAAUCUCCCACCAAGAUCUGCGAUCGAUCGCAGCAACCCUCUGCUCGAGUCCACCCAGAGCAAAUGCCUGCUGCGAUGCUUCCUCAUCCGACAGGGUUUCUUCAGCGACGAAACGGGUCCGAACCGGACACGGCUCUUUGCGCAGUUUGCCACGGUCAACGACGAGAGGAGCUUUCGGUACAGCUUCGGGAAGUGCUACCAACGGCUGCAGGAUGAAAGCUGGGACCGGUGCAGCUUCGCGGCACGCAUCGUGACCGAUUGUCUGUCGUACACGUCGGUGGCGUUGGAGCAGAUUACGGCCGCUAUUGGGGCGGUUGCGCAUGGUGGGGGGUGUUGAAUGUUUUGUUAGAAUUUUAACAUUUAAAAAUAUUUAUUUGUUUGCUUAAUAUUGCAUUAAAUUAUACCGU